Quercus robur (English oak) is the source of this 2451-nucleotide messenger RNA. RefSeq lists its product as uncharacterized. The coding region runs from base 159 to 1853 and encodes 564 amino acids. The record is from RefSeq and is a predicted model, not a curated record. Lineage: Eukaryota; Viridiplantae; Streptophyta; Magnoliopsida; Fagales; Fagaceae. The transcript has 14 exons.
GAAAGCAAGAGCAAGAGCCCCCGGUUGGUUGGCCCAUAAAACGUAAAACCCUCGUUAUACGAGACUCUCUAUUAGAACAAAGGGAGGAAGGGUAGAGAGGAGAGCGUCUGCAUUUGAAUUGAAAUCACACAAGAACAAAAACCAAAUCAAAAAGAAAAAUGGUGAACAAAGCAUGGAGAAUAAUCCCAAGACCACUACUUGAAACCGUGUUAAACAACCACGCCCAGCACCAUCGUGUUCCUCAGCCACUGAUCCUCCAUGGUCCUCGUGGUGUUGGCAAAACCACUCUCAUCCUUGAACGUCUACUCGGCGAGUGGAACAAAGGUCCUCACCUCACUGGCUAUAUAGACUUUGCUGAAUCCAUCGAAGACCACCAUCCACAAUUCAACAAGUCAUUUCCAUGGGCCUCAUGGUCGAAUUGUCCACCACCCACUUUGUCAAGCUGCCGAACCAAGCUCGAACACACCCUUGAAUCAAUGGUUGAAAAGGGUGUCAAGCUUGGCACCAUUAGCUCCCACCAAAUAUUCACCACACUCAGCAAAUGGCACGGCCUUAACACCGCCCUUCGCCGUGUAAUUCAGAGUAACAAUGCUGCUUCUAAGUCUGCGGUUGUUGAUAAGGCCUCCCCUUCGGUUUUGUGGGAUCGGGCAGUUUUCGCGCUAUCUGCUCGAUGUAAUGCCCAAGAGAUUGAUGGGGUAUUGGGUUUGAGUGAGAAAUGGAAGGGCUUGUCUAUACAGGAGGCUUCAUAUUUUAGAGAGGCGUUUCUGGCACUGAGAUUGGCGAAGGAGGUGAUUACAGUCCAACAUGGGUGGAGGGCUAAGGCUAUUGCUCAUUUGAAUCGGACUGGUGGGUUUUCGAGGUCUUUAGCACAUUCGUGUACUGAUUGGCCGUGUUUGUUGCUCGAGUUGUUGUCACAAGCUGCUGAAAUUGAUCAUUUUCAGCCCAAGCUGGUUAUUAACAAUAUCGAUGUUCUACGCAAUGCUACUCUAAAUGAUGAUUCGUCGGUCUCUGCAUCAAUGUAUCAUGACAGUCUGAUAUGGAGAAUGAUUGCUUUGGGUGCGAAUGAGCGGUGCCUGCCCAUCAUACUUGUUACAUCAGAUAGCUACUAUUCAUACCAAGCCUACCUGGAUUUUGGAUUUACAGACAUAUUCAUCUCUCGCGAGAUGUUUGGAUGGACUCCCCAAGGAGCUAAAAUGCAUAUGGUUACUGAUUAUUUUAGUCCUUCAGAGUGGACAGUGAUUGCUGAGGUGCUCGGACCAAUCCCUCGACAUCUAUUUGAGCUUUAUGCUCUUAAACAAAGUGAUUAUUAUCAGAAGGUGAUGGGUGACAAGGGUAGUACUUUUGAGGACAUUGUAGAUGCAUAUUUAGCAUAUUUGCAGAUUACUGUGGUGAAUCCUGCUAUGGAUAAUGCAUUGGAACUCCUGAAAAAGUUUGCUGUUGAUGCAUGGAAUGGAAAGAUUUCAAAAGAUAAAUUACGUUUUGGCGCACCUUGGAGGCAUCCUCCCAAGACAGAUGACCCCACCCAGUGCAUGGAGUGGGCAAAGCUUCAACUGAUGGAUUUUGUUCAGUGUCUGGUCAAUACAGAAUUUGGGGUUAAUUAUCUAGCUGACUGUAGUCUUGAGAUCUUUGAUGAUCCCUCUGCUGUUGCAUUGGUAGAGGUUGGUUUGCUCUAUGCCCAACGUGAUCCAUCCUUUAUUCGGCCCAUAUCUAGAGGGAUUCAGAGGUGUCUUGUGAGAUGGCUUGUCCAGCAGCGGAUGCAAAUGAAUUUCCAAAAUUUGCUUCAGUAUCUGUGGCAGCGAAUAAUACGUGGACGUAGCUAUCGUCAUUUGAUGCUAGAAGCAGGCUAUAAAUAGAGAUUUGGAGUUUCCUUUGGCAAAGAUAUGUUCAGCUAGUGAGGCAGGUACCUUUUUCAGAUUCACAUUAAAAUUUUUUAUACCAUGCAGGCACUGGCAAAUCUGCCAUGGCUGAUUUCUAGCAAUUUUGAUAUACUGGUGCUCGAAGACAAAGUCUUGUCUUUACAAUAGAUUGAUGAAGACAUAAAACUCUUAAGACUCAUCAACCAAUUUACAAUUGGCUUUCAGAGAUGACCAAGUUUUUAAUAAGGUGAGUCUAGUUGUCACUCUUCCUUUAAAUUGAUCAAGGACCACAAGAAAGAGUUCACUUGAAUGUAUGUAUGACUUGUGUAUACAUCCUGAGCGUAUAUAUUUAUUUCGGUCUCGGUGGGGACUCAGUUUCAAAAUUUUGAAUGUAACAAGUUUUUCCUUGUGAAUUGUGAGCCAUCAUAGCAGGAUUGUUGUUUAAUUCAUGACUAGACUAGUUUUCCAGACCCAACAAACGCUACUUGUCUAUGUUAGUUGCACAAGCCUUGUAUUUGUCUCCUUAUUUCAUUGCAUGUUAUAGCUACCAUUUGUCAAAUUAUGAGAUUUAUGCUGAUACUCUUGCUUUGGCUUC